Molecule: messenger RNA, 4187 nt
Organism: Psylliodes chrysocephalus
Lineage: Eukaryota; Metazoa; Arthropoda; Insecta; Coleoptera; Chrysomelidae
Source: the annotation of a GenBank genome assembly
ACACACACACAUUUCCAUUAUCAAUCAACAAUGUUACUUACAUUUCUAAUGAUCAUAUUAAACUUUCAAUUCACUUUUUGCGAAGAAGAACCCCCACCAGGCCCCUUAACGGACCUCAAUGUAUGCAAAGUAUCCCAUUUAGGGCUAGAAUACACCGGUCGUAUUGGAAAAACUGAGUCUUUAGUAAGAUGCCAAUCUUGGACGUCGUCCACCCCACAUCAGAUCAGAGAUGACAUACUGGAUACAAACUUUCCAGAAGGAUCGAAAAAACUAGCCAAAAACUACUGCAGAAAUCCCAGUAAAGAUCCCGAGGGGCCCUGGUGUUACACAAUGAGCACCGAUUUACAGUAUGAGACAUGCGCGCUGCCUUUGUGUAAGUUUUCUCAAUGUAAAGUUACUGGUCCAGGUAUGGAAUACGCUGGAAACCACUCAAAAGCGUCUUCAACCCGUAACUGCUUGAAAUGGAAUAAAGAUAGAAACAAAGUAAAAGAAAAUGGUUCCUAUACAUCGAUACCAAAAUUCAACAAAGCUUUAUUCCCGGAUGAAUCCUUAUCUGACGCUAAAAGAUAUUGUCGCAACCCCAGUGGUGAUGUUGCAGGACCUUGGUGCUUCGUUGAAGAUGAGGAUUCUGGAGAAAUCGAGAAGGAAUAUUGCAACAUACCCUUUUGCGAUGAUCCAGAUUGUCUGGUGUUCAGCAAAAAUUCGAAUACCUACAUGCAUUACACUGAUUUCAACAAAACUUUGGUAAAUUUGACUUUUGGUGUCAAACUUUGGGAUCCAGAUUUGUAUCUACAAGCUACUGCAAGGCUAGUAUUAUCUCUGUUACCUCUACCUCUCACAGGGAAAGAAAUAGAAGAUGCUGGAAUAGGUUUAGAGCUUCUUAUAGCUAACAACUACUCUACGAUAAGAUUCGGUAACAAAGAUAAGCCUGAAUACGAACCAACUUUGGGAAUAUUAAAAUCUACUUCAUUUACCAUGUUUUCUUUGAGCUGGCAUCAAGGAUUUAUAUCGUUUGGGUACGAAGGGAAAACUAAACCUAUAUUCCUAGCUGAAUACCGAACGAAAGACAAUCUUUUGGGAUACAAAAUGAACAAAUUUAAUUACUAUUCUGUACAAGGUACGAAUAUUUUAUGGUCGUUUCCAUUUUGUAAAGACGAUUUUGAAUGUGACGCCCAUACGACAACUGGUAGCGAGUUCCAGCAAUUUUGGCCUCUACGCGAAAAAGGUGCUGGUUAUGACUUGUACGUUUACGUAAGAGCACAUCAUUCAGCUUGCAUUCUGUUCGUUCUUAGUCCCGUAUUGGAAUAUCCUUACGUCAAAUUGACUCUGUCGGGGCAAAAUAAUUUCACCAGGAUAAGCGUAGUGGAGUAUCAAGGUGCUCCUGAAAGAGGAUUGCUGGAAAUCCAGCUGGAAAACGUUUUGGAUUAUUGGAACUGGAGGGAAUUUUCUAUAAGUUUUUUCGCGAACAUUAUGUCAGUCUACAUCGAGAAACCUCUAGGUUUGCAAUCAAUAGCAGAGGUGUAUGAUGAAGUAUUCAAAAACGUUCGUUGGUUCAGCGUUAGCUCUAUAAAUACAGUGGCACACUGGAGCUUUUACUGUAUCCCCCCGCCGGGCGCUAACCCACCUCAAGCGUUUUUACCCGAAUGCGCUCUAAAUGCCCAGGAACUGAAUUAUGGGGGCACCCAAGAUGUUACUGAGACAGGUUUACCAUGUGUACCGUGGUCAUCGACCAAGCUCACAGGCGAAGAAAUCAAAUUUCCUAACAAUACUGCACUUGAGGUCUGGAAUUACUGUCGCGAUCCGGCUGAAGAAACCAAAGGAACCUACUGCUUCGCUAUGUCUUUGUAUCCGGAAAAAACUGUAUCAAAAACUUACUGUCAUAUUAGAAAGUGCAAAUCAGAACAAUGCAAGAUAGCUGGAACUGCCCAUGAUUAUAGCGGAACUUUAAAGAAAACAAGAUCAAACAGAACUUGCCUUACGUGGGUUCCUAACCAAUCAUUUAGAACUAGAAGAACAGCAAGCGAAUUAAGUUCUAAUUUUACUACUACUAAAUCUCCAUUGUUGAUUCCGAGAGAUUAUAGAAAUGUCUGGAACGACACUUUGUUCCCUGAAAAUUCAGCAGCCAAAGCUGAAAAUUACUGUAGAAAUCCUUCCAGAAUCCCUUCAGGUAGCUGGUGUUAUACCCCAGAUGCCAACGUUCUUGAAGACUCGUGUAACGUCAGAGACUGUGAUAAACCUGACGAAUGCAUCGUUAUACUAUCAACAACUCAGAAAUCCAGAAAAAUAUUCAUCCUUCCUCAAUGGAAGGAAACUGGUCAUCACGGCGGUUUAAAGUUCGCUUUGAAAGAAUGGAACCCUGAUUAUCAAGAUGGAAUCAACUUUCGGAUUACACCCAGGCACGGUUUGAGCAGCAUCACAUUGCAAAUAGCUGCUGAUAACAAUGAGAGGAUUAAGCUUAUCAAGGAUGAUACUGUUGUUGAACAGAAAACCAUACCGCAUCUGAUUGGAGCAGGUAGAUGGACGGAUCUUUGGCUUCAGAUGAGACGCGGCGAGAUAAUGCUGGGAUUAGAAGGUAUCCCAAACGCCCUAUUCGAAUGGACGAGUCCCAAUAAGCACGAAGAAUUCGAGCCGAUUUUUCUAAGUUAUACAUCCAUUACUGGAAAACCCAUUGGGGUAUCUUUUAAAUGCGACGAAUGCCACACCGAGAACACCACUUUAAUGGACUUCAAACAUUGGUUCCCCAUAGGACUUUGGGCCGAAGAACAAGCUACUUUCAAUAACUUUACGGUACUCGUUAGAGGUACUGGAGUAAUUAUAAUACGGCUGAUGAGAAUGAUAGAAUUUCACAGCUUUUACAAUUUAAUAAUCGAUACUGAUUACAACCAAUUAUCGUUACUAAAAAUAGAUAAUUAUUCCAAAAGAUCAAUACUUCAAAUUGAGUCAGUCAAGAAUUUAAUGACAACAAACUCAUGGACAAAGUACGACAUAUUCUUCAAUGAAACGCAUUUCAUAAUGAAAAAGGAUAACGAUACGAUCUUAUAUCACAAAAGUCGUAAACCUCUUCUAAUGUACUGGUUCACUAUAGCCCCACAGAUGGGUUGGGUCACUUGGGCUGCAAACUGCGAACCCAUAGACUUAGACGGUCCGCCAAGAGAUGGCGGAUGGUCCCAAUGGUCGCCGUGGACUUGCACAGCUCCGUGUGGUGGUGGUGACGGUUACAGAACUAGAACCUGUUCAAAUCCAAGACCAAACAUUUCUGGAAGAUUGUGCCACGGUUCAGCAACCUUAACUGGAGUUUGUAACAAUUUUCCUUGCGGUGAUGUUAACCCUGAAACGUUGGAGAAGAUCAGGGAUCAUUUGCAGCAUCAAAAUUUUAGUUACGUCGUUCGAGAAGGCGCCAGUCAGUGGUUGAGGAAUGAUAGAGACAUAUUGAAAGUUGUUGCUAGAGAUUCGCCUAAAGCUUAUUACGAAUGGACUUUGAAUGGUGUGUUUAUUAAACCAGAACCUAAUAGAGUGGUGUUCCAAAAGGAUGAUAUCAAUAUAAAAUUCGCACUAUCUAGAGAUUCUGGUUUGUACGUAUGCAUGUUGUUCAGAAUAAAUAAGCAGAGGGUGGUGAUACGAGUAAUAUCCUUAGCAGUAAUAGCAUCUGAUUAUAAUUACGACACCAGAGCUACUAGAUCACUAAAUAUACCUUGUAACUCUGUUAUUUUGGGUUAUAUCUACACCGAUUUACGUCUUAAGAUCUAUCAAAAUGAUAAAGUCUAUAAAGAUCAUGGUACAACUACUUUAGCAGCUGUUAAUACUUUUUAUUUUGAACAUUUGAAUGAGGAACAUAGCGGUGACUGGAAAUGCGUGGUUGAACAAAGGGAUCUAAAAUUAUCUUGGGUGACUAAUUAUGUGAAAAUUGACGUAAAGAAAGCUCCGAAUAUAUACACUAAUUUGAUGGAAGAUGAUCUCACUAGACCGAUUUUUGGUUGGAUGAAGAGUGAGAAAAUGGUGUUAUUUGCUUUGUUUUGUAUAGUUGCUAUUGUUAUAAUUUUGGUUGUAGGGUUUUUGAUUUUAUAUAAAAAAUAUUGUACUUUACAUACUACAAGAAAUAGAAGAUAUGGAAAAUAAAUAUUAUGUUGUAUAAAUAAGUUUUAAAUAGAAACAAAUUCCAUUCAUACUAUACAGGCAAUAAUAAAAAC